Molecule: messenger RNA, 632 nt
Organism: Salvia splendens (bonfire salvia)
Lineage: Eukaryota; Viridiplantae; Streptophyta; Magnoliopsida; Lamiales; Lamiaceae
Exons: 1
Coding region: 78-461 (127 amino acids)
Biological process (GO): intracellular protein transport; endoplasmic reticulum to Golgi vesicle-mediated transport
Cellular component (GO): endoplasmic reticulum; endoplasmic reticulum membrane
Source: RefSeq, a predicted model, not a curated record
CAUCUCUCCAAUAUAAUUCCCCCCUUUUGAAAUUCCCUUUUCUCUCAGAAAUCAGAUCAGCAUCAAAUUGAAAUUGAAUGGCGCUGGAAUGGGUAGUCCUCGGUUACUCCGCCGCCGCAGAGGCAAUCAUGCUUCUCUUCCUCACCCUCCCAGGCCUUGACCCCAUACGGAAGGGCCUAAUCACCGUCACCCAGGGCCUCCUCAAACCCUUCCUCUCCAUCGUCCCCUUCUGCCUCUUCCUCCUCAUGGAUAUCUACUGGAAGUACGAGACCCGACCCACCUGCGAGUCCGAUUCCUGCUCCCCCUCAGAGCACCUCCGCCACCAGAAAUCAAUCAUGAAAUCUCAGCGCAACGCGCUCCUCAUCGCCUCCGCCCUCAUCUUCUACUGGCUGCUCUACUCCGUCACGCUGCUCGUCGUAAAGAUCGAUCGCCUCAAAAAUAGGAUCGAAAAGCACGCCUGAUUCCCAAAUCGCCCAUCUUGUUGGUAUUCUUAAUUGAGUUUAAUUGUUAGGAUCUGUUUGACUGUUGGAUGUAUUUCGUAUCAUCAUUUCCUAGCUAAUAUUGACCGCUUUAAAUUUGACGUUUCCUGCCAUCCUGUGAUUGUUUAUCAUCAUUGAAUUCUGAUCUGUAUC